AUGUUUAAGAGCAGUGCUCCACCAGAAUUGUUAGAACCAAUACAAACGAAAUUUUGGGUACCAGUAGGGAUAAAACAGUUCAAGCUUGUUUGUCCAGUGAAAAUAAGCGAUAGUGAUUUAGUGAUGAUACAAUGGAAAAAGGAUGAUGAACAAAUUGGUUUCGAUUUUAAUAGUCGAUAUAAGCUAGUGCGAUCCGACCGCGAAUUAAAAAUUCGCAAUCCUCAAGCUUCGGAUAGUGGAAUAUAUCAGUGUCAAGCUGUGAAUGGUUUUGGUCACUUAGAACUGGAAUUUGACGUAAAUGUAUACGAUCCGACAAAUGAGCAAAGCAUAGGUACAGAAGAUACAGUAAUUCUAUCUGAAAAAGCAUCGCCUCCAGCUUGGUUAAACGAAACGGAAAUGCGGAGCUCAAUGUUGGUUCCACUUAGACUAUCAGUAGGUGGGAGACUCCAAUUGAAAUGUCCAGCAAAAGGAAAUCCUCUGCCUCAUAUCACAUGGCUUCGCAAUGAAAAACCGAUUAAAAGAGAAGAAUUCACAUUCCAGCACUUAUCGGCAAAUUUGGUUUUAUCAAACGUCCAACAAAGAGAUUCUGGAAAAUAUGUAUGCAGAUUAGAAAAUAGUCAUGGUUUAAUUGAAGCAACAUUUCGAGUAUAUAUUGGUGAUUUUUUAAAUGCAGAUGAAAAUAUGCGAUGGCCCUCUAAUGGUAAUGAAUUCAAUCAAUCACCAAUGAUUGAUGAACCUUUCAAUAGUACUGUCAAAGUUGGUCAUACAGCACAAUUCCAAUGUAGGGUCAAAAGCCAGCAUCAACCCUUAAUAAAGUGGUUGAAACGAGUUAAUAAUCCAGAACUUAUUCGAAAAAAUGAUGAAAAUGCAACAUUGAUUCAUGCAAAUGAUAUGGAUUUACUUCUACUUGAUCAGCCAAAGACGCGAGCAGAUUUGACAGAUGGGAUAUAUGUAAAUCGUUUAGUCAUACCAAACGUAAAAUUUGAAAAUGAAGGCACAUAUAUAUGUGUUGUGACAAAUGCUGAUGGCGAUAUUGUCUAUCGAGCUGCACAUCUUGAAGUUAUUUCUAAGUAUAAUCGGAUAUCGAGUUUUUACUUUUAUAUUGGUUUGCCCAUUGUUAUUAUAAUGUUUUCGAUGAUAGUAUAUGCUAUAUAUUUUCUUUAUCGAAAUCAGGAAAGCGAAAAAAGGUCGAAUGAUUUUACAACAAAUACGAUCAAAUCAUUCCACUCAAAUCGGGCAUCAUCAUCUAUUAGACCACCACCGCCCAAUCAUCCGCCACCUCGCGCACCACUUUCACCUAACUCUUCGCAAUAUGAUCAGUCUGGUGCAAACAAUUCUCGAUAUCCAUUACUAGCCGCACACGAAAUAAAUGAGCACCAUUUGGCCGCACAAGUAUGCUACCCACUUCAACAUCAACCUCGCCCUACACCUGUUCGUAGGACUCGUGCAAUCGAGGAUCCAGCUAAUUUGCAUGAUGCGUCCACUUUAAAGGCAUAUUUAAUUCAAACCUCGUUGCCGAUAAGCCAUAGUGAAAUAAAUAAAACUAAUCAGCUGCAGAAAGAACACUCGAAAUAUCCAUCCCCACAGUUUAAUUGCGGUGAAUUCCACAAUGCUGUCGAACAACAACAGCAGUCUUUUUUAGCUCAAAAAUUACAAAGGAGGUACCUCUGA
Dracunculus medinensis (Guinea worm) is the source of this 1671-nucleotide messenger RNA. Lineage: Eukaryota; Metazoa; Nematoda; Chromadorea; Rhabditida; Dracunculidae. The record is from the annotation of a GenBank genome assembly.